Molecule: messenger RNA, 4292 nt
Organism: Bolinopsis microptera
Lineage: Eukaryota; Metazoa; Ctenophora; Tentaculata; Lobata; Bolinopsidae
Product: condensin complex subunit 1-like
Exons: 18
Coding region: 28-3972 (1314 amino acids)
Biological process (GO): mitotic cell cycle; meiotic chromosome condensation; mitotic chromosome condensation
Cellular component (GO): condensed chromosome, centromeric region; condensin complex; nucleus
Molecular function (GO): histone binding
Source: RefSeq, a predicted model, not a curated record
AUUACAUCUAUUCAAUAGAAGGGUGACAUGGACAUCUCCACAAUUUCAUGGAAGUUUGUGUUCCCAGACACCCGAGAUGACCUGCUGGUGUCUGAGACUGGGCGGAUGUCUGUUUCUAAAGUGGUUCCAGUGCACAACAUUUCCACUAAUCUGGAGAGCGCAAGAGAGUCAGUUAAGAAGAGGAGUCGGUGGGGGUGGUGGAGUAUCCAGCACUUUGAUACCUUCUUCAGUGUCAUUUUGAAAUUCAGUUCAUUGGACAACUCACUUAAAGAGGAGGCGUGGAGGACAGCUGUGUUAGGGGUUGAGCAACACACUGAAACUCUAGCUAGGAUAUUCAGUAAUGAAAGACUUGAUUCCCAAGAUAAACUAGCUCACUUGAAUGCUCUCCAGAUGGAGGUCUACAUUCUCGUUGAGUUAUACCAGUGUUUUGAGGAGGAAGGGAAGUCAUCUCAUCAAAUAGUCACUACAAAGAAAGGGAAAGGAAAGAAAAACAGAGAAGAUAUUGGUACUUGUUGGGGUAGUGGAGAAAGACAGGAAGGUCUGCACGCUUUGCGACAGCUGCUCGACUUGAACCUAGCCCUGCUGUGGGAUCCCCCUGUUGUACACGAGACCUUCGUUGAGCAGGUCGCAAGCUGCUGCUACAAGCUUUUGGAGAACUCUGAGGUGCUGAAGUGUAAGAAAACACUUGAGUUUAUCUUCCACGUUCUCGGAAUCCUCAUCAAACGAUACAAUCACUGUCUAGGUGCAUGUAUGAAAAUAGUCCAACUCCUACAACAGCAUGAUACCCUCUCCACACCCUUCGCCUCCCUAAUGUUAGUCUGUGUCCGUGACUACGACGUGAAAACAGUGGUUGCCCAAGUAAUCCGAGAGAUAGCGCAGAUAGAGCCCGGCGAACUGGCACGUGAUACAAACGCUACCCGCAACUAUUGUAACUUCAUGUUGGAGGUAGGAGCCACUUGUGGACCAGUGGUUCUCAGUGCUAUCAGCUCUCUGAUGCCCCAUCUGGACGGAGAUUCGUACACUAUGAGGAACUGUGUGUUGACUAUCAUCGGGGAUCUAAUCGGUGGUGUUCUGUCGGGCGAAGCAAACGAGGAGAAGGAUACUAGAGAGACUCUCUUCGAUAGGUUGGAACUGCAUAUACACGACCAAAACGCAUUUGUCCGGAGCAAGUCAAUCCAGAUCCUGACUAAGCUGAUAGAACAGCGCUGUGUGCCCAUCCCCCGACAACAGGACCUAGUGGAGAAAGUGGUCGGGUCCAUUCAGGACAAGAGUAGCAAUGUGAGGAAAAACGCCCUGGUUUUUAUUAACACGUACUUGGGAUGCAAUCCUUACUCUGACAAACUAUCCCUGGACAAUCUGAUGGAGAAAUUAAAAGUAGAGGUGGAGAAGUUGAAAGUGUUGAAGGAAGAACUGCCUCAACAAUCCACCAGUACCCAGGAAUCAGAGGAGUCAGAACCCUCAGCUCAGACUGACGAAGCAAUGGAGACGGACCUUGACCCUGAAACUGCUAAGAAACUGGAGACGAUACAAAAGCAGGACCUGAUAGUGCAGUACCUGAGGGAUUGUGUGCUGUUUACCGAGCAGAUGCACCGAGUUAUUGUGCUGGUUUCUCAGCUGCUCGCCAGCAAGAGUGCUUCCGAUAUUCUGGAGAGUAUCGACUUUCUAAUUUCCGCGUUUGAGUUUGGACUGAAGGCAGCGGAGUUGGGGGUCAGGAAGAUGCUGGUCCUUGUCUUCAAUCCUGAUCGGAAUGUGAAAGAUGCGGUAGUGAACGCUUACAUCAGACUUUACAUCAAACCUGUAUCCGGAAAGAAGCCUGGUCCAGAAGCAGUGGCGAAGAACCUUAUGAACAUGACUUACGGUAGCACUAUUGGGGAACUGAUGUCGUUGAAAGAGCUGGUCAAGUUACUGAUCGAGAAGGAGCACGUCAGUCCUAGAGCUAUCAAGGUCCUACUUGAUCUUCUGGUUGACAAAACAGAAGGGGUACAACCACACGAGCUGAACGCUGCAACCAUGAUUCUCUCAAUGGUGGCAAGUGUGGACCACACGUUGGUGACCCAGAACAUGAACCUCCUGAUAACUGCUGGGUUCACUGGUGAUAUAGAGCUGGCUAAGAACACAUGUGUUCUGCUUCAACAGGGCGUACCUGCUAAGAAACAGGAUGCCCAAGAUUUCACCCGACUGGAAGAGACUCACCGUCUGGUCAGCACCAUCUCAGAUAAACUCCUGCAAACAUUUGACACCCCCGCCGUAGACUGGAUAGGGUUCUCAAACGAGGCCGUAAAGGCCCUGUUUUGUCUGUGCGAAUUACCGGACUCUAUUAUCACGGAGAUACUCAACAAGCUGCUUCUCAAGACAUUUCCAGCAAAGGGAGGUGAUCUGCUGGAUAACAUGGAGGAUGAUACCCCCGCCUUCAAUCCUCUAGCGGGUCUGCACAUGUAUCGUCUGCUAAGUCUCCUAGGACAGACGGCUCUCUCCACCCUGGUACAUCUUGAUACUAGGGUCCUGAACGAACUGAAACACAGAUCUACUGUCCGACAACAGAUCGAGGAGAGUAGACGUGAGAAGAAGCUAAAUAACAGAGGAAACAAGACUCUGAAUGACAGUGCAGUAGAUGCUGCUGAGGACGAACUGGGUCUACAGGGGGCUACUGCAGAUGACGCUGAGGCUGAGCAUGUCAGACAGGUUCUAGAACGGGAGAUAGUGACAGGACCAGGGUACCUGGCCCGCUUUACACCCCUCCUCAAGCACAUCUGCUCCUCACCCCAACUCUACCCCUGUCUCCGGAUCCAGAACGCGGCUGUGCUCGCUCUCUGCAAGUUCAUGUUGGUCAGUUCUGCUCUGUGUGAGGAUAAUAUUCAGCUUCUUUUUACUCUGCUGGAGAAGAGUAGCGAUGAGAAGACGAGGUGUAACAUCAUGAUACUUCUACACGAUCUUAUCAUCAGAUUCCCCAAUCUCCUGGUUAACUGGACCGGUAAAAUAUAUGCUCGUUUGAGUGACGUAUCAGUCAAAGUCCGCUCCACAACAAUCCGCGUUCUGACCAAUCUCAUCCUAAACGACAUGGUGAAAGUGAAGGGGAAUAUCUCAGAGCUAGCUGGCUGUCUUGAGGACGAAGAUCCCAAGAUCCGUUCUCUCACCAAGAUGUUCUUCACGGAGCUCAGCAAGAAGUCUAAUGCUAUCUACAAUGUGAUGGCGGAUAUAAUCUCCCAUCUGUCUGAUCCCGAGACGGGAAGGAGUAAGGAUCAGUUCCAGAGUAUCAUGAAAUACUUGUUCGAGUUUAUUGAUAAGGACAAGCAGGCGGAGUCCCUCGUCGAAAAGCUUUGUCAUAGGUUCCGAGCUACAAGAUGUGACAGACAAUGGCACGAUCUCUCCUUCUGCCUGUCUCUGCUCUCAUACAGCGAAAAGAGUCUUAAAAAACUUCUGGACAACAUCGCUUGUUACCACGACAAACUAUCAGACUCAGAAGUUUACGGGAACUUCACUGUGAUCGUAGAGAAAGCCAGGAAGAAUGUUAAAUCUGAAGACCUGCUGAAUGAUUUCGAGACAAAGCUAAGGUUCUGUCAUGAUAAGGGUGGAGGAGACGGGAGUGCGGGGACUGACGAGAUACUCUCUCAGAUGAAGGAAAUGAUAAUAAAACCCCCUCCACCUCCCACCAAACAGACUAGAAGUCGUGCCAAAAAGAAGAAGGAGAGCUCCAGUGAAGGGGAGGAGGACGUUGAACCUGUAAAUAGAACCAAGAGACCUCCCACAAGGGGUAUAAGUAAACGAAAACCACCUCCUUCAUCCGAGGAGAGUGACGAUGACUUGGAGUUACCCAACAUUCAUAACAGUGCCGAGAGUACCGGAGACGAUUCGGAAGAUUUUGAGGUAUCAAUUAAAGGCUCAGGAAGAGCGGGAAGGAAGAAAGCUCCUGCUCCUGCCAAGAGCAAGAGUAAACCUGUAACAUCAGGUCGUAGGACUAGGCGUUCGCGUUGAGGUUAGAGUAACGAGCUGUUCGUCGUACGACUGAUCAUCCGAUACUUUUUGAACUCAUUUUAAUAACUCCUAGAAACAAUUUUCAAGGCAUCUCAUUUCUAAUUGCUGAGUUUUACGAUUUUCAUACUUUUCAAACAGUUUUCCUAGUAUUAAGUUUUCGUUGCUAUAAUUCUAAAAUUUGAUCUUUUUUCAAAUUGUCAAUUUUAUGUUCAAUUCUUAAUCCUGUUUUGCUGAUAUAUAUAUAAGUGUCUUGUUCUCUUCUAAAAAUCACAAACAUUAAACAAUUUUAUAUAAAUAUGAAACGCAGCUCCUCGGCGACU